Molecule: messenger RNA, 703 nt
Organism: Bactrocera neohumeralis
Lineage: Eukaryota; Metazoa; Arthropoda; Insecta; Diptera; Tephritidae
Exons: 3
Coding region: 3-563 (186 amino acids)
Source: RefSeq, a predicted model, not a curated record
UCAUGAGCUCUAUUAAUAAUUAUGGAUAUGAACCUAACAGCAGCCAAAUAAUAUAUCAAAAUCUAGACAGCACAGACCAACAGUCUCUUAAAAAUUUAAUAGCGGAGUUGACGAUGGAAGUGCGGGCUUUAAAGACAGAAGUGAAGGAGCUAAAGGAAGAAAACAGAAUAAAUUUGUUGAAGCUGACAGAGGAAGUUAUUGCGGUCAAAUUGGAAAAUAGGGGAAAACCCUCUGAAAGUCAAAGCCCAGAAUUCGACCAACUACCAUUUUACCAUAUGAAGGAUCUUGACGAUUUCGAAGCACAGCUUUUACAAAAGCCAGAGUUGUUGGAGAAAUUUAAACUAUAUAUUAAGAAGACUGGGGGUGAAGCGUCAACCCCUUUUCUAAGAGCAGCAAUCAGGCGUAUUUUUUCAGACGAGUUGGCAAUGUAUUUUUCGUGGAGGGGCACGGCAGAUAAGCCAAGCGCGGAAAAAUGUUUAGUUACAACAAUAAUAAAAAGUAAUAUUAUUUUAUAUUGUAUUAAUUCUUUUAACAAUAACUACAUUUAUUUCCUCUUUCUUUAGAUUUUUGCCAUGAAAUGUUUCAAGUGGACGAAAAAGCCGUUAGAUCAACGCUACAAAAACAUUUCGUUUAUGCAAACGAAAGAGUAAAAAAACGCCGUCUACCUUUGUCUGAAAAUAAAUGAUUGUAUUGAGCUGUAAGG